AUGAUUGGACACUGCGUGUUGUUUGUUUCUUAUUUGUUCUCUUACAUAUAUAAGACCGGUUUCCCCUGUACACAUAUCUCACCCUUCUACCUUACCGCCGAAUCCAUACGCUCAUCCACGUUACCUCUGUCUGAUCGACUGUUAGUGUUGGCUGUUACCGUGACAGCCUCACAAGUAGACACCAGCCUUUAUAGUCUGUCUUCCAAAGAAGCUGCGUUCUUCAAGGCCCAAAUCGGUAUCGACGACGACGAAGACUUGAAGAGGCAUAUCCUGGAGGUGCAGGCGAAAGCAUACAAGCUUGCACCAUAUCCUUGGAUUCGUGGUUUUAUCUUUAUUCUCGUGAACAUUUCGAGUAACCCUGUGUAUGAACACAUCCUCAAGCUUGGUCGCGAGCGCCCCGAUGCCGUGUUACUCGACAUUGGCUUCGGCAUUGACGCCAGAAAGGCCGCAGCGGACGGUUUUCCUGCAAAAAACAUUAUUGCCUCGGAUAUCCACAAUGUUAAUCCGUUUCAUAUGCUUGAGCUAAGCCAUGAGCUUUUCAAGACGACACCAGCUUCUUAUCCCGCAUGCCAAAUUCCCGGAGAUGUCCUCGAUCCAGAAUUUCUCUCCGUAGCUGCGCCGUUGGACGACGUCUCUCCGGCGCCAGCUACUGAUUUUUCCUCGCUGAAAUCCCUCAAUCCCCUUCGAGGCCGCAUUAGUGCAAUAAAUGUUACUAGGUUCUUCCAUCUCUUCCCUGAAGACAAACAAUUGCACCUUGCCAGAACUCUCGUGGGUCUAUUGUCUGCGCAGCCAGGCUCUGCUAUUUGCGGUCAUCAGGUUGGAAAAGCCGAAAAAGGCAUUUCAAUUGUCCUUGUCCAUGUAAUGGGCUCCGAGCAUCGCACGUUGGCUCAUUCUCCCGAAAGUUGGAGGUCUAUGUGGAGAGGUGUUCGAGAAGGGCACUGUAAAGGUAGAAGCGGAGUUAGUGGAUUUUCGCUUCACGGGAAGACACUCACCAAGAUGAGGUGGUCAGUGAUGAGGUUAUAG
Molecule: messenger RNA, 1023 nt
Organism: Suillus subalutaceus
Lineage: Eukaryota; Fungi; Basidiomycota; Agaricomycetes; Boletales; Suillaceae
Exons: 5
Coding region: 1-1023 (340 amino acids)
Source: RefSeq, a predicted model, not a curated record